Molecule: messenger RNA, 2490 nt
Organism: Nothobranchius furzeri (turquoise killifish)
Lineage: Eukaryota; Metazoa; Chordata; Actinopteri; Cyprinodontiformes; Nothobranchiidae
Source: RefSeq, a predicted model, not a curated record
CCUCUUCAUCGAUGCAGCAGAAGGAGUGAUGCUGAACACGGAGCGUCUGAUCAAGCAUGCGGUGCAGGAGCGCAUGGCCAUCACCAUCUGCAUCAACAAGGUGGACCGACUCAUCGUUGAGCUCAAAUUGCCUCCAACAGAUGCUUAUUAUAAACUUCGCCACAUUGUGGAUGAGGUCAACGGUUUGCUCAGCACGUAUUCCACGGAUGAGAACUUGGUGGUGUCUCCUCUCCUUGGAAACGUGUGCUUUGCCAGCUCUCAGUACAGCAUCUGUUUCACGCUGGGGUCGUUUGCAAAGAUCUACUCGGACACCUACGGGGACAUCAACUACAACGAGUUUGCCAAGCGGCUCUGGGGAGACAUUUACUUCAACCCCAAAACUCGCAAGUUCACAAAGAAAGCUCCCAGCAGCAACUCUCAGCGCAGCUUUGUGGAGUUUGUCCUGGAGCCUCUUUACAAGAUCCUCUCACAGGUGGUCGGAGACGUGGACACCUCUCUCCCUCGAGUUCUGGAUGAGCUUGGGAUCCACCUGACCAAAGAGGAGCUGAAACUGAACAUCAGGCCUCUGCUUCGGCUGGUCUGUAACCGAUUCUUCGGAGAGUUCACCGGGCUCGUGGACAUGUGUGUGCAGCACAUCCCCUCACCACAAGAGGGCGCUAAGACCAAGAUAGAGCACACCUACACUGGAGGUCUGGACUCAGAUUUGGGGGAGGCCAUGGCGGAGUGCGACCCUGAUGGUCCGUUGAUGUGUCACACCACCAAGAUGUAUAGCACAGAGGACGGGGUCCAGUUCCAUGCCUUUGGCAGGGUGCUGAGUGGUACCAUCCAGGCGGGCCAGCCAGUGAAGGUGCUGGGAGAGAACUACACGCUGGAGGACGAGGAGGACUCUCAGAUCUGCACCGUGGGUCGUCUCUGGAUCUCGGUUGCCAGAUACCAGAUUGAAGUGAAUCGAGUCCCUGCGGGGAACUGGGUGCUGAUAGAGGGUUGUGACCAGCCCAUCGUGAAGACCGCCACAAUCACAGAGCCCAGAGGCAACGAAGAGGCUCAGAUUUUCAGGCCUCUGAAGUUUAACACGGCGUCAGUUAUUAAAAUCGCGGUGGAGCCCGUAAACCCGUCGGAGCUGCCGAAAAUGUUGGACGGCCUGAGGAAGGUCAACAAGAGCUACCCGUCUCUCACCACAAAGGUGGAGGAGUCUGGAGAACACGUCAUCCUGGGAACAGGAGAGCUCUACCUGGAUUGUGUCAUGCAUGAUCUGAGAAAAAUGUACUCUGAAAUUGACAUUAAAGUUGCCGACCCGGUUGUGACUUUCUGUGAAACGGUGGUGGAGACUUCAUCGCUGAAGUGCUUCGCUGAGACGCCCAACAAAAAGAACAAGAUAACCAUGAUCGCCGAACCCCUGGAGAAGGGACUGGCUGAGGACAUCGAGAACGAAGUGGUGCAGAUCACAUGGAACAGGAAGAAGCUGGGAGAGUUUUUCCAGACGAAGUAUGACUGGGAUCUGCUGGCUGCCAGAUCUAUCUGGGCGUUUGGACCAGACACGACCGGGCCAAACAUCCUAGUAGACGACACGCUACCUUCAGAGGUGGACAAGGCGCUGCUGGGGUCUGUUAAAGACAGCAUCGUUCAGGGCUUCCAGUGGGGCACCAGGGAGGGGCCUCUUUGUGACGAACCCAUUAGAAAUGUGAAGUUUAAGAUCUUGGAUGCUGUGAUCGCUCAGGAGCCUCUCCACAGAGGAGGAGGUCAGGUUAUCCCUACGGCCAGGAGGGUUGUUUACUCUGCUUUCCUCAUGGCCACGCCGAGGCUGAUGGAGCCGUAUUAUUUCGUAGAGGUCCAGGCUCCGGCUGAUUGUGUGUCAGCGGUCUACACGGUGCUGGCUCGGAGGAGAGGUCACGUCACCCAGGAUGCACCUAUUCCCGGCUCUCCACUCUACACAAUCAAAGCUUUUAUCCCAGCCAUCGACUCUUUUGGCUUUGAGACUGACCUUCGUACGCACACUCAGGGUCAGGCCUUUGCUCUGUCUGUCUUCCACCACUGGCAGAUUGUGCCUGGUGACCCCCUGGACAAGAGCAUUGUGAUCCGGCCUCUUGAGCCCCAGCCCGCCCCUCACCUGGCCAGAGAGUUCAUGAUCAAGACCAGAAGGCGCAAGGGUCUGAGCGAAGACGUGAGCAUCAGCAAGUUCUUCGACGAUCCUAUGUUGUUGGAGCUGGCGAAACAAGAUGUGGUGCUAAAUUAUCCCAUGUGAGACGACCACUUCUUCCACUGGACAUCCAAAAGGAAAUGACAGUUUUUCUUUCCAAGAGCCAUUUGUCCCGUUUCUUGAAACAAACCAUGAAACUCUAUAGGAUUUGGUUUAAAAUUUAGCCUCUUGAAUUCCAGAAGAACUAUCAAACGUGACCUUGUUUCCUUUUUAUUUCUUGUAUUUUCAUUUUUUUAUAUGUGCAAAUGUCAUUUUUGUAGUAUAAAAUAGCCUUGAAUAAAAAAUAAAACCUU